Molecule: messenger RNA, 568 nt
Organism: Hypanus sabinus (Atlantic stingray)
Lineage: Eukaryota; Metazoa; Chordata; Chondrichthyes; Myliobatiformes; Dasyatidae
Product: C-type lectin lectoxin-Lio2-like
Exons: 3
Coding region: 98-442 (114 amino acids)
Source: RefSeq, a predicted model, not a curated record
UUCACAGUACAGCAGGUCUGGUCAGACCAGGAUUACAGAGUUAUCGGAUUAGAGAACAUUACUGCAAGGAUUCAGGCUUCUCUAGCUCAACUAGUCCAUGUUAACCAUGGUGUCCACCCAGCUGGUCCCAAUUUCCUGUCCCAUUUCCUCUAAGUUUCAUCCAUGCCUGUACCUGUUCAAGUUUUUCUUAAAAGACACUAUUAUACCUGCUUCAACUACUUCCUCUGGAGCUAGUUCCACAUACUUUUGGGAAGGGAAUUUCACGUGGAUUGAUGGAACUGACUACACUUAUACAACAUGGGUUGGAGGUCAGCCUGAUGAUUACCAAAGCAAUGAAGACUGUGUGCGGAUUGAUUAUUUUACAGGUACUCCAUACUGGAAUGAUUUGUCCUGUGACACGAAUCUUGGUCUUGUUGGUGCUUACAAACUUCACUGUAUUUAGAAGACUACAGAACCAUCCACUCAUCAUUUCCAUCAGUGGAUUCAGUGCUUUGAUUUAUUUGUAGAUUGCUGUGGUGAUUGUACUCAUUUAGUUUCUCAGCCAAUAAUAAAGAGAAUUGCAUCCUGA